This is a messenger RNA of Pyrgilauda ruficollis (rufous-necked snowfinch), 732 nucleotides long. RefSeq lists its product as uncharacterized. The annotation marks the transcript as partial. The transcript has 2 exons. Lineage: Eukaryota; Metazoa; Chordata; Aves; Passeriformes; Passeridae. The record is from RefSeq and is a predicted model, not a curated record.
ACUGGGGGUCAUGGAGUGACCGCCCCAGACCAACUGACCACCGAGGGACCCCGAGUGACCACGGGUGGACAACUGACCACCGAGGGACCUGGAGUGACCACUGGGGGACCCCGAGUGACCACCGAGGGACAACUGACCACUGGGGGACCCCGAGUGACCACCCCAGACCAACUGACCACCGAGGGCCACCAGGUGACCACCGGGGACCGAGUGACCACUGGGGGACACAGAGUGACCACUGGGGACCGAGUGACCACUGGGGGACACAGAGUGACCACCCUGGACCGAGUGACCACCGAGGGCCACCAGGUGACCACCGGGGACCGAGUGACCACCGAGGGCCACCGAGUGACCACUGGGGGACACAGAGUGACCACCCUGGACCGAGUGACCACCGAGAGCCACCAGGUGACCACCCCAGACCACCGAGUGACCACUGAGGGCCAGCAGGUGACCACUGGGGACCGAGUGACCACCCUGGGCUACCAAGUGACCACCACGAGCCCCUUGAGCCACCGAGUGACCACUGAGGGACACGGAGUGACCACCCCAGACCACCGAGUGACCACUGGGGGCCAACUGACCACUGAGGGACACGGAGUGACCACUGGGGGACACGGAGUGACCACUGAGGGCCAUGGAGUGACCACUGGUCAGCCGGGGGGCCCGGGCGCGCCCCUCCCCCACUGGCCGCUGGCCGCCGCGGGGGGGGCGCUGCUGGUGGCGGUGGGG